CAUUCAUUCAUACAAAUGUCAGAAAGGGCUGGGACGACUCGGGUGAAUUUACUACACUGAACAAAUUCUUCCGUUUUUAACGGGAAAGUGUAAUAAUUAAACUUAAUAAUGUAAUAAACAGUAUUCUUAGUGAAGGCGUAUGCGCGCCAAAUUACGAUAAGGCCGUUUAAACUUACGUAGUGUUGAUAGUAACCUCGUUUGUGUUAGAGGAUUUGUUUUCACAUAAAAACUCUUCAGGAACAUGUUGAAGUUCAAAAAAAUGGGCUCCGAUAAAGUGCCAUUGCUGCUUGUGACUGCCAACGUCGGAUCUAUUUUUGAGGAUCCCUCAGUAAUGCUUCCGAUAUGGACAUCAGAGUUCCUGCAGGCGGUCUCUCGAAUGGACCCAAAGUUCAUAGCGCUGCACUUGCAAGAAGUUGGUGGGAAAGCCUAUGAGAAGUCCAUGCAGUACGUCCAGGACUUUGUUCAAAGACUCUGUGACUGUCCAGAAUUGAGACUCUUUGACAAGAUCCGGAUAUUUUUGGAUGAAGACUUCAGCUCUCCUGAAAAGUUUACUGCUCUAGGCAACAUGUACUUCGCACAUUCCUCACUGACAGACCUGAAGAUCUGGGACUUCGAGCAGAAGGCCUACGUGGAAGCCACGGGCAAGGAGGUGCACGCUGGGAACAUUGAAAAGAUCACCACUAAGGAAAAGGCCAAAUUCCCGCAGCAUUUCUUUCCUGAGUGCAAGUGGUCGCGCAAGGGCUUUCUACGCACGCGCUGGUGGGUGCGCGGUACGGCCAUAGAGUUCGUCAACAUACAUCUCUUCCACGACGCGUCUAACUUACUCGCCAUCGAACCCUUUCCUUCUGUGUACUGCCGGUCCCGGCGGCGCGCGCUGCGCCACACGCUGCGCCACCUGCACGCCGACGCGCACGCCGCGCCCUACUUCAUCUUCGGAGACUUCAACUUCCGCACGGACACCGGCGGAGUCGUCAAGAAAGUGACAGAAGACCUAUCAGGCUCUCGUCUUCAGAACGGUGGCAAUGUCGACGCGUCUAAGCUUCAAUACAGAUCUCCUAGUGACGGCCGCGUAGUACUCACUAUUGGGAAGAAGGAAUUUUCUCAUAUAGACCAUCAGAAGAUCUUCAGGGAACCCUGGCUGCAACGUUUCGACCGUGAGUUAGAAGCCCUCCGGCCUCACUUGUACGAGUUCCCCGUGAAGUUCCCCCCCUCCUACCCGUUCGAAGAGGACGUACAUCUACCCACACACUAUAUGAAAACCAGAUGUCCGGCGUGGUGCGACCGAGUGCUCCUGUCUCAGUCCGCGCGACUACUGGUGCAGCACGACGCUGCCCGGCCCGCCGACAAUAGACAUAUGCAUGCCUCCAGGAAGUCAGUGACAGACUCCACCGACAGUAGCGGGCGCGUGUCGUCGUCGGACAGUAGUCCGGCGCGGUCCGCCUCGCCGGCUACACAUACACAGGGCAGUCCAGGUAAGACGUUGGAGAAAAAGAGUAGCCUGGCGGAGUUGGACGGUCUGUGCGUCCCCGCGCCGUCGCUCAGUCGCAAGAGUAUCGCCGACCCCACCAGUGUACAGCAAGCUAUCUCCGCCAGAAUGUCAGAAGAAGCUAGCGGUCGCCGUCGCCUAGUCCGCAACCAGUCGGAAGGGGAGGCAGCCCCCCGCGGGGGACGGGACCCCACCCCCCGCCGGCGUCCGGUCUACGGAGUCAUUGGGGACUCCGCGUGUAUGGGGGAUCAUAAGCCGAUCUACCUCCGCGUGAUGCUGCAGAGUGACCGAGGUAGGCUCAGUUGUUGCGCCCCCCCUCACUGCUCCCUGUGUACUAGCGCGGCCCUCCUCCCCUCCACCCUGUCCCUCCUGUGUCCACUCCCCCCACUCGCCCCUCUCCCCCCACUACCGCGCCUGCCCACAGACCCAGACCUCUAUGCGAACAAAAAAAUCAAAGUCCCUACUAUAUCUACUAGUCACCCAGCUAAUUUAACAGAUGAAAAAUUAAAAAGAACAAGGACUGGCUCCCUUAAUGAAACUAUGCUUAGAAUACCACACGUAGAAAUUACUAGUGCUGACUCCAGUCUCGAUGGUGUCUACGUAAAUGAUAUCGAUAAUACACUGCUCAGUGUUCGUCGAUGUAUCGAUCCCUACACGCCAGAAAGUAUCGAUUCUCACAGCCCUAACGUCGAAGCUUCCUCCGGCUCAGACGAGGUAUCGAUAGAAGUGACAGAAAAAUCGACUAAUAACAAUAAUAAAUCGACUAAAAUGAGUAGGGAUCGUAGUGUAUCGCCUACGCAGUUGAAGAGUCGAUUGGAUAAGUUGUUGAGUGAUAAGGAGGAGGUUAAAUCAAUUCCGGAGUUGCAAAGAUUGCAUAGUCGGGAAUCGUGUAAAUCAGAGGCUAGUAAAAAAGGGGGGUUGUGUUGUUUAGCCUUAAAAUGUUAUGGGUUCUGUAGGCGGCGCGCGCGUAGAGUCAAAUGUGACUGUAGCUUCGCCAAGUGUUGCUCCUGACCUAGUAGAUAGUGAUGUGACUUUGUUGUAUAGUCGAUUUCCAUUUAUCGAUUGUUUAUCAUCGAUUUUUUAUUCUUUAUUUAUAUUUUUUCAACUAUUGCAUUCUAGAUAAUAUUUUUUGUAACUAUGGAAGAAAUCGAUGGUAAAAAAUUGAUUGACAAUGCAUUGUUGUUUGCAUUUUUUGUUUUUGAUGUAAUUAUCGUAUGCACUGUUUUUUUUUGACAUUGUAGUAAUUAUUAAUUAGACAACCUUUAGAAAGGUUCCACCAAAUAUGGUAAUACAUUUACCAUGAGUUCGCAUGGUGACAUUUUAAUACCGCAUGCAUUUUUUAUAUAACAUAUCAAUGUCCAACUAGAUCUUAAAACUAUUAAUUUUAAAUACUAUUCCAAUGAAUGUAUUUCAUUAAUAAAGUAAUAAUAAUAUUAAGUUAGGUAACAUAUGUGCUUAUAACUAGUCGAAAUUUCGCUUUUAAUUAUCGAUAUGUUUUAUCGAUAAACCCCUACAAGUCACUACUCUAAUCUCGAGUACAGACACUCUCACGUAAAGCUAGCCAAAUCUCUUUUAUAUUAAUUAUUGCAAAAAGAAGACUGUAGGUAAAUAACUGCCCUCAAAAGCACUGGUUAUCGAGAUUUUAAUGAAGUUUUAAAUUUAAAUACUCAAUGAUAUAUGAUAGGUACAAAAUUGUACUCUAAAGUUAAGAGUCAUAACAUAAAUAGUGAACCCUAGGUCAUACAUUAUACGCGUGUAUAUUGUGCAUCUCUAGAUUUAGCGAUUGAAUCAAUGAAGUUGAAAAUAUAAUUUAAAAAUCUGACUUGGCUGAGUUGUCGCAAAUGCAACU
This is a messenger RNA of Spodoptera litura, 3335 nucleotides long. RefSeq names its product inositol polyphosphate-5-phosphatase A (gene 5PtaseI). The record is from RefSeq and is a predicted model, not a curated record. Gene Ontology annotation, molecular function: inositol-polyphosphate 5-phosphatase activity. NCBI's taxonomy places the organism in Eukaryota, Metazoa, Arthropoda, Insecta, Lepidoptera, Noctuidae. Gene Ontology annotation, biological process: phosphatidylinositol dephosphorylation.